This is a messenger RNA of Colletotrichum destructivum, 813 nucleotides long. RefSeq names its product Putative NAD(P)-binding domain, NAD(P)-binding domain superfamily. NCBI's taxonomy places the organism in Eukaryota, Fungi, Ascomycota, Sordariomycetes, Glomerellales, Glomerellaceae. The coding region runs from base 1 to 813 and encodes 270 amino acids. The transcript has a single exon. Gene Ontology annotation, molecular function: biliverdin reductase [NAD(P)H] activity; riboflavin reductase (NADPH) activity. The record is from RefSeq and is a predicted model, not a curated record.
AUGUCGGCGGAAACCACACCAAGCAACGGCCGCACCCUGGCUUUCUUUGGCGCAACGGGACGCACCGGAAGUGAAACCCUAAAAGCCCUCCUUGCGAAGCCCAACAACCCCUUUAGGCUGAAGAUCUUCGUCCGCUCUCGCGAGAAGCUCAUCUCCAAGUUCCCGCAAUUCAAAGCCGACCACAAUGUCGAGAUAUUCGAAGGCCAAGUCACCGACGUCUCCGGCGUGAAGAAGUGCCUCGAAGGCGCCGACACCAUCAUCUGUACGCUCGGCGACAACGACAACAAGCCCACCGUCCGCGUGCUUCAAGACGGCACAAAAGCAAUGGUUGCAGCGCUGAAGCAACUCAAGGAUGACGCUGGAGGGGACUGGGCAAGACCGCGCUUUCUCCUGCUCUCGUCGGCGACUUGGAAUGAGCGCUUUAGUGCGAAGACACCGGCUGCCGUGGAGUGGGCCAUCAAGAACGCAUUCUACUACCCCUACGCCGACCUCCUCAAGGCCCAUGAGACGUUGCAAGCCGAGCCGGGACUGAUGGAGUUGCUGCUCGUGCAGCCACCGGCGAUCAUCGAGGAAGAGGCCAGCGGGUAUUCAAUCAGCGUCGAGUCCGUCGGGGUGGCCGUUUCAUACGGAGACCUCGGUGCGGCGUUUGUGGAACUGGCGACGGAGGAGGCGUACAAAGGCAUCGGAGCUGUAGGUGUUACCUCGGGCCUGGCGAAGCAAGGGGUUGCAAGAUACGUACCCGAAGUGUUGUACAGAGUUGUCAGAGGGCUGAUGGCGAGUUACAUCCCGGGAUUCUGGAGACUGAUUGGUUGA